Messenger RNA from Drosophila ananassae, 4392 nucleotides. RefSeq lists its product as uncharacterized. NCBI's taxonomy places the organism in Eukaryota, Metazoa, Arthropoda, Insecta, Diptera, Drosophilidae. Bases 156 to 4112 code for a protein of 1318 amino acids. The transcript has 7 exons. The record is from RefSeq and is a predicted model, not a curated record.
AGAAAACUACACUCAACUAGGCGAAAGUGCCAUCACUAUAAAAAUCGAUAACAGCUAUCCAAAGAAUGAAAAAACCAGCGUAAUAAACGUUUUAAGUGCAUCAGUGUGGAUACUCCUUAAAAACUGCUGAGCGUGCAACAAUUGGCAAGCGAGCCAUGGUUAUCUGUGCUGCUGCCGUGCCACCGGAGACGAGGCAGCAUAAUAAGGAGGUGAAAGAAUCCCCCGAACUAAUCGAUGACCUCGGUGGCCCUGGCCAAGGAGAGGGCGACAAGGCAACAGGAGACAACGAUCGCGAGGAGGGUGAGAUUAUGGACGAGUACGAGCUAAUCAUAUCAUCCGAGGACGAGGAGUUUAAGCUGCGCGCCCGCAUCCAGCAGCUGGAGGAGAACAACAAGGAUGUGGAACGGAUGGACAUGCUCUCCGCCAAUUUGGCGCAUCAUUACAGUUACCCCAAGCCAUUGGAGCGUUUUCAACGACGACCGCCAAAAUCGCCCGUCCAUGUGCUCUCCGAUGUCUCCAGUCUGUCGGAGAAUGAGUUGGACGCCCAGCGCAAGGUCAUUAAGCAGAAGCUGCGUCGCAUGGACUUGGCCAAACGGUAUGGGUCGGGGAUGCACACCGAAAACCGCAAGAGUGCGGCCAGUAGGCGCUACAAGCAUACGUUGCCUCCGCGACGACGUCCUACCUACCCCCCUCAGAAUUUUCACCUGCCGCGCCAAUACCAUUCGAAUUCGCCGAGUUCGCCGCCCCAUCAUCAGGAUUCCAUUCUAGUAGAGUCGCUGGACAGCGUUACCGACGACGAGCUGCACGAGUACGACGAGGACGAUGAGAACGAGGAUGUUUUGGACUUGGAGAGAUUGAAGCUGAGCCGGGACAAGUUACGAGUGGCCCUGGCGCAGGAGGAGCGCCGGGAAAUGUACAAAAACAGUCUGCGCGACCGACUACAGUGUCGCCUGCGUAAGUCGCCCAGUCCCAAGUUCACAAAUGAGUUCCAACCGCUCCCCCAAAAUGAACUACCUUUGCCACAAAUGCCACAACACAUUUCCGACACCGAGGAAAACACAACGGAGCAGGCGACUGCAGGGAAAGACGAAGAUCCUGCCGAACUGAAGCUGAGACUAAUCGCCCUGAAGUCAGCGAUGUUGAAGAAACAUUUUGCGCGAAAAAAACGCGAUGCGGAGCGGGCCUACUCGCCCACCGAUAUGAUCAAUCGGGUGCAUCCUUCCAUAUCCAACGUGGACGACAUCGACGACCUCAUGGAGAUAAGUCCGGCCGCAUCCCCAGAACGGGAGCAAACUCCGCCGCGAUAUUCAUUAGCGGAUGUGGAGGACACCAAGCCCGUGGAUAUGGACCUGGCCGAAACGGACAGCGAUGACCAGCAUAGGGAUUAUGGGGGCUGGAAUAUGUGGGGGAACAAUUGGAACAGCUUAGAAACGGCUGGAGGCAGUUGGCGGUGCUUUAUGCCCAACUCCCUGCCACCGGUGUCCAUGCCCAUUGUGAUAGAUGAGGACGAUGAAGAGGAUAUCAGGACGCAUGAUCAGGGAGGCAGGCUGGAAAAUGUCAUAUUUGACGAUGACGAAGAGCCGCCUCCACCGCCGCCAUUUCACAUUCCACAAAUGCAUCUGGAGGACGAGGAUGCGCAAGAUGCCAUGCAUCUGGUCGAUCACCAUUCCAACCACAGCUACAUCACGGACAUGCAAUCCGUUUCCAUGGAGAACUCACAGACGCGAAUGCGAUCACAUAGCGAGUCCAGUGACGACGAAGCUGGUGCUUUGCGGGCCAUGCUGCUCUCAAACUUGCGUCCCAUAAAACCGCCUCCACCUCCGCCACCCCCGCAAGAGUGCCCACCCUCUCCGCCACCCGAGGACUUGGGUCCACUUCACCCAUGCAUUGAUCUACUUAGGGAGGAGUCGAACGCCAGCCACGAUUCGGAUGAUCCGGAGGAGCUGCGUUCUCUUCUUCUCUCUAGCUUAGCAACAAAGAAAACUGCGAAGCCAUGUCGAAAUGCCAAUCAUGGCUUACCCGAGAUACUCAAGAAUGCUGUGAAGCGCUUCCAAGCCAGCGUCUUUCCCUCCGUAGAAGUGCUCGAACCGGCGCGGGAUCAGUAUCCCAUCCGUCGUGAGUUAAAUGAACCAGAAAAAGUUCAAAUUGGAACUGUUCCGGAACCACAGACAGCUCCAAUCCCAGCACCCCUUGCCGAACCUGUCGAAAUCCCACAGCCGGUAGAGAAUCGAACUAAAAGUCAAACCUUCCCUUCUUCCAAAAUCAUCAAAAUCGUCAAGCCCAACAAGGUGAUUAACAAAAAGACAACGACUAAGCGGAAAAUACCAGUUGAUGAGGGUUCCGCCACAUCUUUGAGUAUAAAGCGUCCGUCAACGUUGAUGAUCAAGGAGCCUAACGCUCCGCUUCAUAGUCGUUCGUCAAGUACGUCCAGCACCCGUCUUAUUACGACCGUAGAUCCAGCCACUAUUAGGGUGAAAAAGUUGGUCAUCAGUUUGGGCGAAGAAUCGGCAGCCAGCGACGACGAAUUGGAGCUGAACUCGUCCAGUGCCUACAUCAGUUACGCGGACAUCGCUAGUCCCCUGAGCCUGGCCAUGGGCAGUGCUAGUGGAUCGACCACCCGAUCAAAUACUCCCACGACCGAGAUUGCAGAUACGAAUCCCGCACCGAACAGCAACCUCAGGCGAACUGUCAUUAACGAUUAUUUUGAGAAAAAGAUUGACGAUUUCCUGAAACAAGCCCGAUCAAAGGCGCCUGUGACAAGUUCGCCAGAAAACAGUUCGCCUGUUGAGAAAGUGCCAGAGAAGCCGAAGGUUGCCGAGAAACGGCCAGUGACUCAGCCUCCUAAAAUCCUGCCUAUAAAGAUUUCUCCAGGAGCUGUGAGACACUUGCCAGUGGCUUCUCAGAAGGAGUACCUGCGACUGAUCGAGCGCAUGCAAAUGCUGGAGAAGAAGAAACAAUUGGCCACCAAAACCACACCCUCAGGUGUCACGAGCAAAGCUAGUACGAUGGUUAAGAAAUUGCCAGCCAAGAAUCCGUCACAAACCGGUGCAUCCUCUAAAGUAGGGCCGAAACCAGUCAGGUCCGCUGUUAAAGAUAGUAUCAAGUCUGUGGCAGCCACGGAGACUGCCAAAGAUAAACCUCCAGCUGCUAAAAUCCCAAAGCCUAAUCCCAAAAUAAAUCUGCCACCGAAGGAGAGCCGGCUAAAGGCAUUCGAGAAUUCGUUUAAGAAAAUAGGGGGCAGCAUGAUAACCAAUCUGGAGAAGUCACUGCAACUGGUGGAGGAGGCGAAGAAGUCGAAGGUGAUACGUCUGCAGUGUUCGCAGCGUCUGAAGGAAUUGUACGCGGAAAUGCAAUCUGUGAAGCAGGCUGUCAAGCAGGAGGAAUUGAAGUUGUCUAGGAUUCAGCCAGAGAUUCAGGCCAGCCACGAGAUAAUCAUGUCUCUGAAACAGAAACGCCAUAAACUCUACACGGCGGCCAUGGACCUGGGCCGAGGAUUAAGGGGCGAUGACUACAGGUUGAUCGACGAGGGCAAGCCGACUAUCACCCAAAAAUCCACGCUACUCACCAAGGAGAUACGUCUCUACAAUUCCAUCGCGAAGUACGAUGACCUGAAAAAACUAACUGCUGUGGAGGAUAGCCAACCAAAAUCUGUGAUAGAACAGGAGGGAACCACUCCCACUCCCACGCCCCAAGCUCAGGAGCCUCCCGGAGAAAGGCCAAUGGAAUUGGAGGAGCCAGAAGCAUCGGAUGCAAAUCGAUCUAGCAUAGAACCGGAAACGAUGCCUCUAGAUAAUCAGGCGCAGUGCCAGCCGAGUGAAGCCGAGGCGGUCGCCCAGACGGGGCCCUUCACUGUGACCACGAUGCGGGAGCUGAGGGAGCACACGGCUAAAGGGGUGGGAUGGCCCAGGGACCAAUAUUUCUUAGCCUACCAAACGCCCAUGUCCCGUAACUACAACAGUGACCUUGAUGUCCACGCCACUAUUUGUCCCUUCGAUCUGAUGGGACGCUGCGAGGAUGCGGACUGCUCCUACCUGCAUUUAGCUCGCCCCGAUGGCCACUCGGCCAUCGGCGAGCAUGAGCUGCCAAAGUCAAACCUCACUAUUAAUAACUAACAAAAGAAAAACACUCACAUAACCACUAAAAGCAAACAUAAUCUUAAAAAAAAAUAGCGUGCUUGAAUUCUGGUAAGUUGAACUCUUCACGCGACUUAAUAUUUAAAUGUUGCUUUCAGUCAACGUUAAAAUCAAAAGAAAAAAAAACAAAAAAGAACAAAUUGAAAUUAAAAUCCCUACAAAUCAAAUGCUAAGCAAACCGAAGAGAGGAUGAUCCGAUGGCGCCCCAACGAGUGCAAAAAACACAAAAAAAAAGAACAAAGAUUUACAAAAAAAACCA